AUGUCAAAAUAAUAGCAAUAACAACUCUCAUAUAUAUGCAAAGACUAACAAAACCAAAAAGGCCAAGGACAAUCUCAUAGAAGAAUGAAUACCAAUCAAAACAAUUUUGAUGAUAAAAAUGUUUAAAAUCAAAAAAAAUAAAAUAAAUACAACAGAAGAAGUAACUCAUAAGAAAAAUAAUAGAAUUCUCAUAAUCAGCCAUCCUAACCUGUUUUAGCACGAGCUCAAAUUAAUCAACCAUAGAAUAAAAUUUAUGAUUCUCAUUCAUUAAUUUUGGCAUAUCAAGAAUUGCUUGAACCACCUUAAGAAUUGGAAGAAUUCAUAGGUAAAAUACCUCAUCUUUUUACCAAAAUUUCGUAAAAACCUCUAAUCUCACCCUCAACCUAAUUCACCCAUAGUGAUGAAGAUGACCCAAAGUGGAUGCACUCCAAUGAGACUUUUCAAAUCAUUGAUAUCGAAAAUGAGAUCGAAAAAAAGAGAAUAGAAUAUUAAAAAUCACAUGGAACAUUUGAAAAAAAACAAGAACAAAAAUCUAAAAAGUAAAAUGAAAUCAAUUAAGAAGAAAUAUCAGAGCUAUAAUAAGCUAAAGAAAAAUAUAGGUAAUUGAGAGAAUAAGAAGAAAAACAAUUAUAGGUUGCUAGUGAAACCAAAGCUAAAUUACAGGAAUUAUUUAGCUUUUCAGAACAAGAAUAGCCAAAGCUAAAUAAUUCAAUCAACACAAAAGUCCUUUCAGUUGAAGAAGUUGAAAAAUAAGCAUUGGCUUUUUCUAAUAAUAAAUAGAAAGAUCUCAUUAAGGUUGAGUAACCCCAAGAAAAAAUUGAGAGUUAUUUUAGUAACUUCAAUAACAAUUAAACUGAUGAUUUUUUUGAGUAAUUGGAAGAGAUGGGAAUACAUAUUCAAAGGUAAACUCAAGUACCUUCAUAACCUACAAUUAAAAUUUCAAGGGAAAAAAUUAAAACUGCUCCUUUUUCCCUUCAAGCCUAACUGCAUUCACGAUCUAUAAAAGAAUCUCUGUGGUAUUAUGUUGAUAAUUCUGGAAAGAUUUAAGGAGGAUUUACAACAGAACAUAUGGAUCAAUGGUUUGAGCAUAAAUAUUUAAAAGCAAAAUUAAAUAUUUCUUGGGAAACUCCUGGUAAAUGGAUUACAUUAGAAUAAUAUUUAAUUAAUUUAGAUCAAAUUGAAAAAAAACUAUUGGAUCCAAAAAGUGCUAUGGAUCCGUUGACACUCAAAACUAAUAUUAAUAAUAUUUAAUUAAAUAAUCUCUAGCAAUUGUAAUAAAUGAAUGCCUUUAAUGUGAAUAGUUUUCAAAAUUAAUAAAUGAAUGCUUAUCAAUAUUAAUAGGUUAACCAUAAUUAAUAUUAGAAGUAUCAAAAUUAAUAAAUGAACAAUUAACAAAACAAUGUAAAUAAAAAAAAAUAUAAUAAUUCAAACAAUAAUAAUAACGGAAGAGUGCAACAAUAAUAUAAUAAAUAUGAAUAUCAACAAAAUAAUUAAUCAUUAUAUUGA
Molecule: messenger RNA, 1506 nt
Organism: Paramecium tetraurelia
Lineage: Eukaryota; Ciliophora; Oligohymenophorea; Peniculida; Parameciidae
Exons: 4
Molecular function (GO): protein binding
Source: RefSeq, a predicted model, not a curated record